Messenger RNA from Rhinolophus ferrumequinum (greater horseshoe bat), 10640 nucleotides. It is a transcript of the gene DNMT3A, whose product is annotated as DNA methyltransferase 3 alpha. The record is from RefSeq and is a predicted model, not a curated record. The transcript is spliced from 23 exons. Gene Ontology annotation, biological process: negative regulation of DNA-templated transcription. Lineage: Eukaryota; Metazoa; Chordata; Mammalia; Chiroptera; Rhinolophidae. The coding region runs from base 387 to 3116 and encodes 909 amino acids. Gene Ontology annotation, molecular function: DNA (cytosine-5-)-methyltransferase activity. Gene Ontology annotation, cellular component: nucleus; cytoplasm.
UGUCCCCAGCCCCAGUGCUGAGGCAGGCAGAGUGCAGUGGGCUCUGGUGGAGGUCGGGAGAACUGCAGGGCGAAGGCCGCCGGGGGCUCGGCGGCUGCCGGGGGGGAGGCACUUGACACCGGCCCGGGGAGAGGAGGGGCCGCUGUCCCUGCGGCCAGUGCUGGAUGCGGGGACCCAGCGCAGAGGCAGCGCCAGGUGGAGCCAUCGGAAGCCCAAACCCACAGGCAGCCUGAGGCAGAGUUUCACCGGACUUUCACUCAGCACCCGGAUCUAUGUCUAAGUUUUAACUCUUGCUUUCAAAGACCACGAUAAUUCCUUCCCCAAAGCAAAGCGGCCCCCGAGCCCCGCGCAGCCCCAGCCUGCCUCCCACCACCCAGCUGCCCGCAAUGCCCUCCAGCGGCCCCGGGGACACCAGCAGCUCCGCUCCAGAGCGGGAGGAGGACCGCAAGGAGGGAGAGGAGCAGGAGGAGGCGCGCACCAAGGAGGAGCGGCAGGAGCCCAGCACGACUGCACGGAAGGUGGGGCGGCCUGGGAGGAAGCGCAAGCACCCCCUGGUGGAAAGCAGUGACACGCCAAAGGACCCCCCGGUGACCUCCAAGUCCCCGUCCAUGGCCCAGGAUUCAGGCCCCUCAGAGCUUUUACCCAAUGGGGACUUGGAGAAGCGGAGUGAGCCCCAACCAGAGGAGGGGAGCCCCGCUGGGGGACAGAAGGGCGGGGCCCCAGCCGAAGGAGAGGGUGCAGCCGAGACCCCGCCCGAAGCCUCCAGAGCCGUGGAGAAUGGCUGCUGCACCCCCAAGGAUGGCCGAGGAGCCACCACAGAAGAAGGCAAAGAACAGAAGGAGACCAACAUCGAAUCCAUGAAAAUGGAGGGCUCCCGGGGCCGGCUUCGGGGGGGCUUGGGCUGGGAGUCCAGCCUCCGCCAGCGGCCCAUGCCGCGGCUCACCUUCCAGGCGGGGGACCCCUACUACAUCAGCAAGCGCAAGCGGGACGAGUGGCUGGCACGCUGGAAAAGGGAGGCUGAGAAGAAAGCCAAGGUGAUUGCAGUAAUGAAUGCAGUUGAAGAAAACCAGGGGUCUGGUGAGUCUCAGAAGGUGGAGGAGGCCAGCCCCCCCGCAGUACAGCAGCCCACCGACCCCGCCUCCCCCACGGUGGCCACCACUCCUGAGCCUGUGGGGGCCGAUGCUGGGGACAAGAACGCCACCAAAGCAGCUGAUGACGAACCAGAGUACGAGGACGGCCGGGGCUUUGGCAUUGGGGAGCUGGUGUGGGGGAAACUGCGGGGCUUCUCCUGGUGGCCUGGCCGCAUUGUGUCUUGGUGGAUGACGGGCCGGAGUCGAGCAGCCGAAGGCACCCGCUGGGUCAUGUGGUUCGGAGACGGCAAGUUCUCAGUGGUGUGUGUGGAGAAGCUGAUGCCGCUGAGCUCCUUCUGCAGUGCUUUCCACCAGGCCACCUACAACAAGCAGCCCAUGUACCGCAAAGCCAUCUACGAAGUCCUGCAGGUGGCCAGCAGCCGCGCGGGGAAGUUGUUCCCAGCGUGCCAUGACAGCGACGAGAGCGACACCACCAAGGCCGUGGAGGUGCAGAACAAACAGAUGAUUGAGUGGGCCCUUGGAGGCUUCCAGCCCUCUGGCCCCAAGGGCCUGGAGCCUCCGGAAGAGGAGAAGAACCCCUACAAAGAAGUUUACACAGACAUGUGGGUUGAACCUGAAGCAGCUGCCUAUGCACCACCCCCACCAGCCAAAAAGCCCCGAAAGAGCACAACUGAGAAGCCCAAGGUCAAGGAGAUUAUUGACGAACGCACAAGAGAGCGGCUGGUGUACGAGGUGAGGCAGAAGUGCCGGAACAUCGAAGACAUUUGCAUCUCGUGUGGGAGCCUCAACGUCACCCUGGAACACCCUCUCUUCAUCGGAGGAAUGUGCCAAAACUGCAAGAACUGCUUCCUGGAGUGUGCGUACCAGUACGAUGACGACGGCUACCAGUCCUACUGCACCAUCUGCUGUGGGGGUCGUGAGGUGCUCAUGUGUGGGAACAACAACUGCUGCAGGUGCUUCUGUGUGGAGUGUGUGGAUCUCUUGGUGGGGCCAGGGGCUGCCCAGGCAGCCAUUAAGGAAGACCCUUGGAACUGCUACAUGUGCGGACACAAGGGCACGUACGGCCUGCUGCGGCGGCGAGACGACUGGCCCUCCCGGCUCCAGAUGUUCUUUGCCAAUAACCACGACCAGGAAUUUGACCCUCCGAAGGUUUACCCACCUGUCCCAGCCGAGAAGAGGAAGCCCAUCCGGGUGCUGUCUCUAUUUGAUGGAAUUGCUACAGGGCUUCUGGUGCUGAAGGACUUGGGCAUUCAGGUGGACCGCUACAUUGCGUCGGAGGUGUGCGAGGACUCCAUCACGGUGGGCAUGGUGAGGCACCAAGGGAAGAUCAUGUACGUCGGGGACGUCCGCAGCGUCACGCAGAAGCAUAUCCAGGAGUGGGGCCCGUUCGAUCUGGUGAUUGGGGGCAGUCCCUGCAAUGAUCUCUCCAUCGUCAACCCUGCCCGCAAGGGACUCUACGAGGGCACUGGCCGGCUCUUCUUUGAGUUCUACCGCCUCCUGCAUGACGCGCGGCCCAAGGAGGGAGAUGACCGCCCCUUCUUCUGGCUCUUUGAGAAUGUGGUGGCCAUGGGCGUUAGUGACAAGAGGGACAUCUCGCGAUUUCUCGAGUCCAACCCUGUGAUGAUUGAUGCCAAAGAAGUGUCAGCUGCACACAGGGCCCGCUACUUCUGGGGGAACCUUCCUGGUAUGAACAGGCCGUUGGCAUCUACUGUGAAUGAUAAGCUGGAGCUGCAGGAGUGUCUGGAGCAUGGCCGAAUAGCCAAGUUCAGCAAAGUGAGGACCAUUACUACUAGGUCGAACUCCAUAAAGCAGGGCAAAGACCAGCAUUUCCCCGUCUUCAUGAAUGAGAAAGAGGACAUCUUAUGGUGCACUGAAAUGGAAAGGGUGUUUGGCUUCCCUGUCCACUAUACUGAUGUCUCCAACAUGAGCCGCUUGGCGAGGCAGAGACUGCUGGGCCGGUCGUGGAGCGUGCCGGUCAUCCGCCAUCUCUUCGCUCCGCUGAAGGAAUAUUUUGCUUGUGUGUAAGGGACAUGAGGGCAAACUGAGGUAGUGACACCAAGUUAAACAAACAAACAAAAAACACAAAACACAAUAAAACACCAAGAAUGUGAGGAUGGAGAGAAGUAUCAGCACCCAGAAGAGAAAAAGGAAUUUAAAACAAAAACCACAGAGGCGGAAACACCGGAGGGCUUUGCCUUGCAAAAAGGGUUGGACAUCAUCUCCUGAUUUUUCAAUGUUAAUCUUCAGUCCUAUUUAAAAACACAACCAAGCUCUCCCCCCGCCCCCCCCCACCUCCUUUAUUUUUUUGGUCAAACCUUUUGUUUUCUCUUUUCAGAGGGGUUUUCUGUUUGUUUGGGUUUUUGUUUCUUGCUGUGACUGAAACAAGAGGGUUUAUUGCAGCAAAAAUGAGUAACAAAAAAUCGUAACAAUACCUGGCAGAGGAAAGAUGGGAGAGACAGAAAAAAGGAAAUUCUUUAGAAAUCUAUAUUGGUAUUGGGUUUUUUUUUUUUUAAACUAUAUAUUUUUGUUGUUGUUGUCUCUAGCCUGAUCAGAUAGGAACAAAGCAGGGGACAGAAAAUAGAGACACUCAGGCGGCAGAAUUCCCUCCCAGCCACUGAACUGUCUUGCUAGCACCAUUCCUGGUCACGCAAAACAGAACCCAACUAGCAACAGGGAGACGAGAACACCACACAAGACCCUUUUAUACAGUAUUUCAGGUGCCUACCACACAGGAAACCUUGAAGAAAAUCAGUUUCUAGAAGCCGCUGUUACCUCUUGUUUACAGUUUAUAUAUAUAUGAUAGAUAUGAGCUAUAUAUAUAAAAGGUACUGUUAACUACUGUACAACCCGACUUCAUAAUGGUGCUUUCAAACAGCGAGAUGAGUAAAAACAUCAGCUUCCACGUUGCCUUAUGUGCAAAGGGUUUUAAUCAAGGAUGGAAAAGAGGGAGAUAGCUUGCAGGUGAAUCACUACCGAGGUGGGGUUUCCUCCCUUGGUAUUAACGAAAUGAAGGAGAAUUUGGGAACAGCGUUUUCCUGCUUCUCCCUGCCAAAAAGGGGGGGUGAGAUGAGGUGGUCGGGACGGUGGACAGCUGAGAGUGGAAUUCAUCCAGGCUCACAUAAUAACCUUUAGAUUUUUUUUUCAAAAAGGAGACUCCCUCAGCAAGAUGGCAGGUUAAGGGGUCUUCAUUCCCAGUUUCUCAACAUUAGCUGAACCGAGGGCUCCUCGUGGUGGGAUCAGAAAUAAUCCAGAGUGUGGGAAAGUGACAGUAAAACCCCACCUGGAGCAAAUAAAAAAACAUACAAAACGUACUGGUGCUUGCCUGUUAAAGUCGCCUUUUGUGUGUUCUUUUAUGAGGCCCCACCAUCCACCCUCUGCACAAGGCGGCUUCCAGCCCCUGGAACGUGAUGUUUUUGGUCAUCUCCAACGGCUGCAGUUUUUUACUGGGAGGCUGAUGACACCUUUUGUUAUAAUUAUUCUUAUGGUUCUGGUUAUAAUUCUGUUUGUUUUCAGAUUUUCUUUAAGAAAACAAAAACCCACCCUCCCCUCCUUUUAGGUUUCAAACCAAGGUGCGGGGAGCAGGGUGCUUCUAAGUCAGUGGUGGUCCUGGUGCCCUGGUUCCCUACCCCUCGGGCCAGGUGGGCCACCAGGCGCAGCGAUAGCUGGGCGGCCAGGGAAUGUCCCCGGCCAGCCUUCCGGUGCGUCCCUCUUCUCUUCUACUUCCCCUCCUCUCAAGUCGUGUGUGUCAGGGCUGGAGGGAGGACUAGGCCAUCUCUCUCCUCGUGUGUGUGAUUGGAGUGGUGUGUAUUUCUUUUCUAGUGCUUGGUCUGAUGAUAGCUGUGCUCUUACCUCGAGUCAGCAGCACCUGGAGCCCCAAGUGCAUGACACUUGGUUCCACUUCCUACCGAGGCGAGCAGCCUGGCGUUGGCGGUAGGCGGGGACGGCAUUGGCGGCUCCAGGGUGAGGGCCCAAUGGGCAGAUGCUUGCCUGGAUAGAUGGGGUGUAGAUAUGUGGCAUAUAGAGAUAUAUAUUUUAUAAUGGGAGGGGGGAUGGCACCUCCUGGGACCGGCAGGGCUGGGAGGUGUGCUGUGAAGCACAUGGCUCCCAGUUCGCAUCCCUAGAAAGAUAGGGCCUACGGUGAUAGGCGCUAUAUAAAUACAUAGAUAGGGUCAUGUAUACGAAAUAUUAUGUAGUGGGGAGCGGAGGGAGGGGCUCGUGCUGAGCCUCAGGUCCCGCUGCACACAAAAGCCCCACACCAAUCAAUCAAUCCCACACGCAUCCACAGGAACAUUUCUAUACCGUUGCAUAACAAAUGCACUCACGCGGCCAGGGAGCACCCCGCACGACUCUCCCCGGAUUCAGGACUUGGUGGAGUCAGGCCCUGCAGCUCUUUACCUCUGUUGCCCUGAUUGCAGGUAGACUGUCAAUCCCAGAAGUUGCUAGGUGCUGAAGGCAGGAAAAGGAGGAGGUUUUAUUUUAGCAGGUGCUCUCCUCUAGCAGGUAGCGUUCUCUCUCUUUUGCCCCUGGUGAUGUCAAAAGAUUCUUCUGUUAGCAACCUGUGAUACUGACCUGCAACUCGAGGCACCAGUCAAGUCAGCCCUCAGCUCCCCCUACCUAUUCUUCCCCCACCAAAGGACAAUUGACACCCAGGUCUGUCUUGGCCAAGGGGCUUCCAUUCAAAAUAAAUCAAUGGGACGGUGAACCUCGUGUUUUGAAUAAGGCAAAUUAGUAAUUGGUGACAAAAUUAAACCAAGGCUUUGAAUCCCUUGCUCAUUGCUCAGGAGUAAGCUCACUGCUGGUGGCCAGUCUCCCAUUCCUUUUAGGGGUGCUUAGUGCUGGACCCCAGUCUACUAGUUUCCUUGUCAGAUUGGCUUUGAAGGUCACACCCAGUUGCUUCCUGCCAGCUCUGCCACACGGUGGCAGGCGGUGAUGGUCGGCCCCCAGGGGGCUGGAGUGGUUAGGAGAGGGGGGAUACCUCUGCCCUCCCUGUCUGGAGUCCCUGUACCUAAUUGUGGUGCUCAUCCCGUCCCCUCUGCUCCGGCCAGGCUCCUUCCUGGCCUGGAGUCCACCAGCACCACUCCAGGAAGGCUGGGGGGAGGAGGGCUGCCUCAGGCAGUCCAAGGUGCUCCCUCCCCCGCUGGCCAGCCCCCGUGGGGGGACAGUUUGGGCCUUUCUCUGCAGACCUUCAGCUCUCUGGGCUCUCCUAGGCCUUCGUCCGCUGCUUACGUGAAGGGGUUUGCCUUUCCCAAUGGCCCGAGCUCCCCCCAAGGGGUGGUGUGAGGAAGAAAGGUGGUAGCCAGCGGUAGCCAGGGACGUGGCAGGCCCGAGGAUUAGUAUGGACAGGCCAGCUUCCCAGAGGACGUUCCUUGGUGGCUGAUCGCCCGGCCUAGCAACCUAAUCAGGUGCCCCUCGCAGGAAUGAGCUAACGAUUACCAGCUUUUCUUCCAGCCAACCUGUGGGCUCAGUCCCACAGUAGAACUUGGUGGGGUGCAGGGGACUUGGGGAAUGUGCCAACUUGGCCAUGCCAGGAUGCUCUUAAUCCACGUCCAGUCGUGAGGGGCUGGCUUCUGGGGACAGGUACCCGGUCACCUAAAGGGGAGCUGUGCUUCGACAGGGCCAUCCUAGGAUUAAGGUGGGGAUCGUUACACUUGCUGUGGAGGAGGCUGAGGGUAGAGGCAGUGGUGCAGGAGAAACUAAGGCCUAGGGAAAAUUCUGGAGUGUGUGCCCAGUGAGAGAUUCUUUCUAAAGAACAGGCCCAUUUACCCCUGGAAACAGGCUUCUAGGGACUGAGGAUGAUGCCCCCCUACGUACUGCAGGUGCCAAGUGGAGUGUGGUGCCAAAGAGGUCUGUGGCUUGUGUUGGGGCAGUAGUGGGGGACUCGUGCCAGGGUCACAGCCGUUGCCUGCCGGCCUGAGAAGGAAGCUGGUCUCCAGCAGGUGGCUGCUGAGCUCGGUGGGCCUCAGGCUGGCUGGUGCUAACCCCCUACCCUGUGACUGGGAAACAGCUAGGGGAGCAGCCCGUGAGGUUUGGCAGCAGGAAGGGGUCUUGCAGUUGGCAGAUGACAUUAGUGUGUUACGAUCCGUUUUUCUCUCUAGACCGCAGAACCUUCUUCUGUUGGCCAUCCUGUGAGAAAUUGGUAGAAGAGCAUCCAGGACCUCUUAGCUUUGGGGACAGGCCUGGGAGUGCUUGGCUGGUGGAGAUGCCCAUGUGAAUUUUGGUGGGUCGCUAAGGUGCAGGUUGGGACAGGCAGACUCAGCAGGAAGGAAGGCCGUUGGACAUUGAGCUAGUCUAACAAGGGCUGGCUCCUCGCUCUUCCCGCUUAGCUGGCAAUUCUGAGGAAGCUUAGAUGGGAGUGACCCGCCAUCUCUGCAGCAAGGUCCAUAAGAGCAAAGGAAAGAAUCAUUCAGCGGGGCCAUGGAAAUGUUGUGCAGCAAGACCGUAAUCAAGUUUUCAUACCUUUAUAUAUAAGUAUAUAUAAAGUGGAUGCUGGAGGCGGUUUUGAAUUCCUGUUGUCCUGCUUGGUGCAGAGUUGCCUUGGCACUGGUGUCUUUCAGAAGCGUCAUUUGUCGGAAACUUGCAGGAGCCCCCUUGAGCUCCCCCCAAGGGGGGGGAGCUGUGGGUUAGGGCCGUGGGGCCUGCCAGGCAGUGAGAGCUGAAAAGGGCUAGCUGUUUGUUUUGGGCUGUUUGCUUUGGUCAGGGGAGCAGCAGAGCCAAGAUUCUGGUGAGAACUGAGUUUCUAGCCAGGCCCCAUUUUGAUCCAAGAGAUGAGGAAUCUGAAUUUGUCAUCUGGCACUGACUAGUCAGGUUGUUCCCAGUCCUUAUGAUUAGAGGUGACACUGGAGUUGUCCUGUCCUCUGGCAGGAAGCAGCUGAAGUCUUUCCUCCAAGGCAGGAUGGGGAAGGUGUUAUGGAAACCUAGCCUGGAGCGAGCAUGGCCCUCCCACCGUUCCCUGCAAGUGUUUGGAGGAUCCUGGAAGAAAGAGAAUAAAGGAUGGACUCCACUGUUCUGGCAGAAGCUCUCAAAUCUUUACAUUUUGGUAAAGGAAGGCUGGGGUCUUUGGGGAGUGAGGGCAGCCCGUCCUGUACCUGUGUGUUGCAGAGACCCAGCUGAGGUGGCCUUUGGUUGGUGACCUCUUGCUCACCAUUGACCCUGGGCAGUGGAGUUUGGGGGAAGGGGACAGCAGACGAGGACAAGAAUAGAAGUCUCUUUGCUAGUCGUGACUGGCUCAGUCCCCCAAAUGGAGACCUGUGCGCUCCUGUAACUGGAAAACUCCCCCAACGAGGGGCAUGGAGGGUGGCUUUCUCAAACCCCAGUCUGGCGGCCUCCAGCCCCGCACCUGAGGAGAUGAGCAGGGAUUGAAAGCCUCACCUUAGUCCCAUUUCACUUCACAGACUGAUUUGGUUGCACAGACCUAGAAUUCAACAAACAGCAACAACAACAAAAAAAAUGCCGAAAUUCCUUAGAAUACGCAGAGGGAGGAGGUGACUCAACAAGGUGCUAAAACAUUUUAUUAAAAAUAUAUAUUGUUAAAUUAAGUCUGCUGUCUGGACAAUGACUGUUUGUUUUGUUUUCUUGUAGUGGAGUUUAAAAGAGACUAUUAUUUUACUCUGAUAUAUUAUUAUUAAAAAGGCAUUUUAACUUUGUACUUGAAAACUAAAUGAGCGAUUUCAUGUGUUUUAGCUGAGGCAUUGAAGUAGCGGGUGCUUACUUAUUUGUGGGAAAAUCAUGUAUUCAUACUGAAGAAUAAACUCCGUAGCUGAUUUGGUAAUAACUUUUACUGUUACAGACGAUUUCGCUUUGACCCCGGCGGCAGAGCACUUUUACUCCACAUUCCACGCAGCUAAAUGCAGGACUUAACUCCCCAGAUCCUUCCCUUCCCAGCCCUCUUCCCUUUCUCUUCAGUUCCUCUUUUUUCCUUUUUUGUUUUUCUCCUGGUUCCAGCAUCCUUUCACCACUGUAUUUUUUUUUUUUUUUUUAGGGUUGCUUCUCUAUUUAUUGACAAUAAUAAUGUACAUUUCACAGUCUGGUUCUGGGACAUCCAGGGAGGGGCGCGUGCAAGGGGGCCCUGAGUGGGUCCCCACCCCCGCUCUCCGGUGUUCUGUUGUAUCUCUGUGUAAGUGAUGCUCGUGACAUAGCUGUUUAUGAAAUAAUUAAAGAGGUCAAUGCGUACAGCAGAUGUAGAAAGUCUGUCAGUUCCGCCUUCAUCACUUUUUUUUUUUUUUUUUUUUUUUUUGUGCCCAGAAGAAUAUAAUAAAGCUCCUUUCUAAUGUACUUGUGCUGGAGAACACUUGAAUAAAUGGACUGUUUUUGUGCAAAAAGAAAAAUGGAAAAAGCACCGUAAUAAUGUCCUUUUGUCUUGCGUCUCCUUUCCCCUGACAUAACUGUUCACAGCCUUCUCCAGAGGGGUUAAGUACUACUAGCAUUGGGUCCCGACAAUGCAGUUCCUCCCUUUCAAACAUCGCCUGCCUGAGCAUUCACUAGGGACUGUGAACUGGGUGGGAAAAAGGACAGUUUGAUUGACGUGAAGCUUCAAGAUAAGUUACGAUGAGACAAGUUUGCUGGAAAAGUGAAUUCUGUCCUGGGCCGAGUGGUAGAAGUUUUCAGACUAGAGUGGCGAGAGGAGAGGGCUUUGUGCCAGUAUCUUGUCAGAUGAGGUGGUGGGCUUUUGGUUGUGGGCAGCACUCACCUCUCUAGGGGGCUCUCCAACACACAAGGGUGUCCAGACGUGAGCAACCCAGUGGUGGGCAGUCUGGACUGUGCAGGGACCUUACAAUGAAACCAGGCAUUUGGCCUAAACAUGGGAAAAUUGAGAGAUGUUUGCAAACACAGGGCAAGUCCAAGGGGCUGGGAUUAUUCUGGGUAGUUCGAUGAGGAAGGCAGAAGUGGGGCCAGGUGGCAGAAGUCGGCCUAUUUCAGCCGAGCAUAAGGAAAAUCCUUUUUCACCUCUGGCCAACAGUGCAAGAGGCCGUCGAGAGGGCAGGGAGCCCUGGUUAGCUAAGAAGUGGAUAGCCAUGUGGGGGUACUGUGGCCUUCCUGGAGACCCCAAGUCUGGGUUCCUCUCCCUGCCUGGCCCCCCCUCAGAACUGUCUUGCAAGUGGAUGGUGCCUUGUGGUUUGAAGAGCCCAUUCACACACAAAGCCCCUUCAUCCUCAUGAAUCUUUCCCUGGCUGUCACUAGUUCCCUGUCCCCACCAUCUAAGAGACUGAAUCGGAAGGCACAUAAAAAGAGCGACUUCCUACCCCAUCUCACUCUAAGACCCCGGACAUUCUGUGCUGCGUUUGUCGUCCUAAGUGCCAAACAGGUCCAUUCAAUGGUUUCUUCCUUUAAGGAGGGAGGGUUGGUCAAGGUUUCUUGCCCACAUCAAACUCGGGGGAGGUUUAGGAUUGCACCACUUUGCUGGCAGCUUUGAAAGAAGUUAUAAGAGGAAAUUUUGAGAAAAAAUAAAAGGCUUUUUUUUUUCAUGGGCACUUUUCUUUACAAAAUUGUAAAUGUGCAUUUAGCUUUAUCUGACUUUUUUCUCAAUAUUUUUCAGUGUUGAUGUAGAAUUCC